Molecule: messenger RNA, 1952 nt
Organism: Glycine soja
Lineage: Eukaryota; Viridiplantae; Streptophyta; Magnoliopsida; Fabales; Fabaceae
Product: beta-hexosaminidase 2-like
Exons: 2
Coding region: 45-1802 (585 amino acids)
Biological process (GO): glycosaminoglycan metabolic process; carbohydrate metabolic process
Cellular component (GO): membrane
Molecular function (GO): beta-N-acetylhexosaminidase activity
Source: RefSeq, a predicted model, not a curated record
ACGCUGUGCAACACAGCCGUAGACACAAGGCAUGAUCAACCACGAUGACGCAACAAGAAUCAACCAUGUCACUAAUAUUCUUACAACUACUUUUACUCUUGUCAUGCCUAACACUGAACAAUAGUAUUGCAGAAUCAACCACCAUCAUCAAUGUGUGGCCCAAACCAAGGAACCUUACAUGGUCCCCACCAUACCAAACCACCCUCCUCUCCUCCACAUUCACCAUCACCACCACCACCAACCACCACAACAAGCAUCUCUCCAUCGCCAUCCGCCGCUACCAGAACCUCAUCAAAUCCGAGCACCACCACCCACUUGUCCCACAAGCAGUCAACAUCUCCAACAAAUACCUCCCACCACUGCAGACUCUCAAGGUCACAGUGGUGGACACUGCUGCAGAACUCGUCCACGCCGUGGACGAGUCCUACACUCUCUCCAUCCUCCCUUCCUCAUGUGCUACCCUCACUGCAAAGACUGUAUGGGGUGCCAUGCGAGGCUUGGAAACAUUCUCCCAGCUCGCAUGGGGCCACCCCACGCAGGUUCCAGUGGGCGUGCACGUGUGUGACUCCCCACUCUAUGCCCACCGCGGUGUCAUGGUGGACACCGCGAGGAACUAUUAUCCCGUGAAGGACUUGAUGAGGACAGUGAAAGCCUUGAGCAUGAACAAGCUCAACGUGCUUCACUUGCACCUCACGGAUGCAGAAUCUUUCCCUUUGGUGCUUCCUUCGGAACCUGCCUUGGCUGAAAAGGGGGCUUAUGCCCCUCACAUGGUCUACUCACCCAAGGAUGUCAAAAAACUUGUAGAAUUUGGUCUUGAUCAUGGGGUUCGGAUAAUACCUGAGAUUGACACACCUGGACACACAGCAUCUUGGGCAUUAGCCCACCCUGACAUUGUAACAUGUGCCAACAUGUUCUGGUGGCCAGCCGGAAGGGAUUGGCCACAUAGGUUUGCUUCACAACCAGGAACAGGACAUUUGAACCCCUUAAACCCCAAGACUUACCAAGUCCUAAAGAAUGUCAUACACGACAUAACCACAUUGUUCCCAGAACCAUUUUUCCACUCUGGUACUGAUGAAAUAGUACCAGGCUGCUGGAAAACUGACCCUGCAAUUCAGAAAUACCUAUCAAAUGGUGGAACCCUCAACCAACUUCUCGAGAAGUAUAUCAACAACACCCUCCCUUUCAUUGUGUCCCUCAACCACACCGUUGUCUUCUGGGAAGAUGUUUUACUGGACGACAUAGUCCAUGUGCCAUCUGCAAUCCUUCCCAAGGAGCAUGUGAUUCUGCAGACAUGGCACAAUGGACAUAACCACACUAAGAAGAUAGUUUCUGCCGGAUACCGAACCAUCGUGUCAUCGGCGGAAUUCUAUUAUCUGGAUUGUGGACAUGGCUCCUAUGUUGGCAACAACAGUGCAUAUGACAAUCAAGAUGGUGACAUGGGCAAUGGCGGCUCUUGGUGUGCACCUUUCAAGACAUGGCAGACCAUAUACAACUAUGACAUAGCAUAUGGGUUGAGUGAGGGGGAAGCAAAGUUGGUUUUGGGAGGAGAGGUGGCACUUUGGUCAGAACAAUCUGAUCCAACUGUUUUGGAUGCAAGAAUUUGGCCAAGAGCUUCUGCACUGGCUGAGUCAAUGUGGUCAGGAAAUAGAGAUGAAAAGGGUGUGAAGAGAUAUGCAGAGGCCACAGAUAGAUUGAAUGAAUGGAGAAGCAGAAUGGUAAGCAGAGGAAUAGGUGCCGAGCCCAUUCAGCCAUUUUAUUGUGUUAAGAAUCCUGGCAUGUGUAACACAGUGCAUCCAGUCUAGUUGCAUUCUUCCUUUGUCACAAUAAAAAAUAAGGUUGAAUUAAAAGUUUAGUAACCAAAAUAAGGUUAAGUUUUUUUUUUUAAAAAAAAAAACUAAUAUCGUCUUUUGUUUUAAUUUCUACAUGAAAAAAAGUCUAAAUUUUGGUUCUUA